Molecule: messenger RNA, 1743 nt
Organism: Penicillium nucicola
Lineage: Eukaryota; Fungi; Ascomycota; Eurotiomycetes; Eurotiales; Aspergillaceae
Product: deoxyribodipyrimidine photo-lyase PHR1
Exons: 2
Coding region: 1-1743 (580 amino acids)
Biological process (GO): circadian regulation of gene expression; entrainment of circadian clock by photoperiod
Cellular component (GO): nucleus; cytoplasm
Molecular function (GO): FAD binding; DNA binding
Source: RefSeq, a predicted model, not a curated record
AUGCCACCAAAGCGAAAGACUUCCACAACUGAGCCAAAUGGCUCACACCCUCCAAAGAAAAGCAAGUCUGACUUGCACCAGCCGCAUCCGAACGCGAAGCAGACCGAAGACUUUGGCAUUGUUCUUCGCCAAUUCUAUCCACCGGAGAUGAGCAAUGAGCGAUGCCAAGCAUACACAGAUGGAGAGCUGGAACGCCCCAUUGAAACUCUGCAGAAAGCUUGUCGGGAAACCGCAGAUAAGCGCGGGUCAAUUGGACCUGGCAGCGCGAUUGUCCAUUGGUUCAAGAGCGAUCUGCGGCUUCACGACAAUAGAGCCCUGCAUGCGGCAUAUCAGACUGCAAAGGAACACGGAAUCCCGUUGAUUGCACUCUAUAUCGCGUCACCCGAGGACUGGUCUGCUCAUUUGACAAGUCCUGCCCGUGUGGACUUUACCCUGCGCAUCCUGAAGCAGCUUCAAAAGGAUCUCGCGGAGCUUGAUAUUCCACUGCACAUGGAAACCCAGGAGAAGCGAAAAGUCAUCCCUCGUCGCAUUGUAGAAUUGUGUCAGAACUGGGGUGCCAAGCACCUCUCUGCGAACAUUGAGUAUGAAGUGGAUGAAUUGCGCCGCGAGGCGAAGUUGGUUCGCUUAUGUGCCGAGAGCGAUAUUAGCUUCGCUCCGACCCAUGACACCUGUGUUGUCAGUCCCGGUGCAUUGGCGAGUCAACAGGGCAAGCAAUACGCCGUGUACACCCCGUGGUAUCGUUCCUGGUUGGCAUUCCUGAAGGAGAACCCUGAUUACCUCGAAACAUCCGAGGAACCUGGGUCCAACCCUGGCAAUGCACGCAAAGACUUCAAGGACCUGUUCGACUGCCAGGUGCCAGCCGCCCCCAAAACCCAUGAGUUACCGGAUGCCGAGAAAAAGCGCUUCGAGGAGCUCUACCCCGCAGGCGAACAUGAAGCGCUUCAGCGCCUGGACAAAUUUCUGGAAGCGAAAGGCAAGAAAUAUGAAGAGAUGCGGAGUAUCGUGGCUGGCGAACAUACUUCUGUUCUCAGUCCGUACUUCGCGUCGGGCGCUCUGAGUGCCAGAACUGCUGUUGCCACAGCCAAAAGAGCCAACAAAAACCACCUUGACCGAUAUGAUCCCGGCUACAUGACUUGGAUUAGUGAAGUGGCUUGGCGCGACUUUUACAAACACGUUCUGGUCAACUGGCCAUUUAUCUGUAUGAACAAGUGUUUCAAGCCCGAGCAUACCAACAUCGAAUGGGAAUACGACCAAGACCUCUUCCAAGCCUGGUGUGACGGAAAGACCGGAUACCCGAUCGUUGAUGCGGCCAUGCGACAACUUCGUCACUCGGCCUGGAUGCACAACCGCACUCGCAUGGUGGUCUCGUCGUUCCUUACCAAGGACCUCAUGCUGGACUGGCGCCGUGGUGAACGUCACUUCAUGGAGAAUCUAAUUGACGGAGACUUUGCUUCCAACCACGGAGGCUGGGGAUUCGGAUCGAGCACGGGGGUGGACCCGCAGCCCUAUUUCCGCAUCUUCAACCCGCUGCGCCAGAGCGAGCGUUUCGAUGCCGAGGGCGAGUACAUCCGCCAUUGGGUACCAGAACUGCGCGACGUGUCUAACAAAGCCAUCCACGAACCUUAUGCCCGCGGGGCUGAGGCUAUCGCGCAGAAGAAUGGGUAUCCCCGGCCGAUUGUGGACCACGCCAAAAGCCGCGAUCGAGCGUUGGAGCGGUUCAAGAGUGCUCUUCAGAAGAGCUAA